Molecule: messenger RNA, 1254 nt
Organism: Penicillium egyptiacum
Lineage: Eukaryota; Fungi; Ascomycota; Eurotiomycetes; Eurotiales; Aspergillaceae
Source: the annotation of a GenBank genome assembly
AUGGCACACAUUCAACACCCCCAGUCAGUGACUACAGUCUUUCUAGACCAGCCACCCAGUUGCCUGGAGUUCUGCCCCGAGGCCCCAGACCAUUUCAUCGUGGGCACCUAUCUUCUAUCAGAGGACAAAACAGAAGGUGGAGAGAUCGAGCAGUCCAAAACUGGGAGUCUACAAUUAUGGAAAUUAGACCCUGUUAGCAAAACAUUAUCCCAAAUCCAAAGAAUUGCCGUCCCAUACGCAGUAUUUGACCUGCACUUUCACCCAAGACACAGGAACCUAUUCGCAAUCGCAAGCAGCGUGGGUUCAGUGGCCCUAUUCCAAGUAUCCGCCAACUCCACUACCGGAGACGCAUUCGCAACCCCAAGCAUCACCCAAUUGUGGACGAAGCAAGUACACGAAGAUCCAUCAAUCCCAACACUCUUUCUUGCCUGGGCACCGCAAAACUGGUUCCCCCAGCCAGCAGCAGAUGGCUUCGCCGUCACAUUCUCAGAUAGCCGGACAGCCGUCUUCGGAACAGAGGGCGACCUGCACCAAGAAGAAAGUAUAGCAGAAUGGGGCACGUACGAAGCCAAACAAAUAAUCGAAGUCUGGUUUGUUGCAUUGUCAACGAGCACGGGAAACCCAGAUGUCGAGACCCUGAGCCCAUCUGCGACCCGGUUCAUGUUCACGGGCAAUGACUUCGGCUCGCUACACACGCGCCGAUUCGAUAAAACCGCCGAGUUGGAUGAUCCAGACGAGCAUAUCUCGCCCAUGCUGCUCGAGCAUGAUGAUAAGGCUCGCCACCACACUGCUGGUGUUACGGCCAUAUUGCCUCUUGAUGUUCCCUUGGUCGACGGUGCCCCAGUUCUUUUGACGGGAUGCUAUGAUGAGAGUCUGCGUGUGUACCAUGCUACGUGGAGGGGAGAGGUUCUCGCUGAGCAGGGGCUUGAUGGUGGGGUUUGGCGACUGCAGUUGCUGAAUACGACGAGAAUUCCGGGUUCAGAUGACCCGUCGAAUGUAUCCGAGUACCGCUUUUUGGUGUUGGCGAGCUGCAUGCACGCCGGGACGAGGCUUGUACGGGUUACUUGCAAGCACGAAGAUGAGGCUCCGAAUUGGGGGAUUGAGGUUCUGGCGAAGUUUACUGAGCAUGAGAGUAUGAAUUAUGCCAGUGGUGUGUGGGAGGGUGGACAGGAAACGACUCGGUCUUCUGAGGUUUUCUGCAUCUCGAGCAGUUUCUACGAUCGCAGGCUCUGUGUUUGGACUGUUGAUCUAUAG